AUUAGAUGAUAGUCACUCUAAGGAACCUAAGGGGUUAAGAUCGUGGGAGAGAAAAGGCGGUCACCCGCAUUUGUCAUCCACCCUGUGCUGAACGUGAACUUGCCUUGAAACGCCUCUUCCCGAGGCUUCUUCUUCGUGGGCCAACGACUGUAUAUCAGCACAAAAGUCCUUGCCUAAGUCAGCAUGUUUACGUCGUCGCGCUCGAGAAUUUGCUGCGAUAUAUUCUGUGCCAAAUUGGUCACAUAUGACUGAUGUGGCUCGCGUGAAUGAGCUCGGACAAUAAAGACAUGUCAAAAACGUCUUACUAAGGUGAAUGUACUGAAAAGAAUGUGCGUUAAAAAUGCACAAAGACAAUAAAGAAUGAUUUUCAUAACAAAAGAUGAAUAGCUAGCCCUUUAAACAAAGCAUAGUUUGCCGAAGGAACAAAGGAACCUAUCGAAUGCAAAAACCAUAAAAAGCUGACGAAAAAACGUGGGCCGCUUCUUUGUGGGCGAACUUAAAACAGAACAGAACAGUGGGUUAACCAAGUACGAUGAAAAAGCUGAGCGAACACAAGACUCAAUUUAUCGACGACAACAAGCUUAGAAUUAUGAGAUUCAAAGAGAGUGUAGCAUCUCUUUGGAAGACAGAUAAGGCUAACCAUGAAGCGACAGGCCUCCGUAGGACGUGUUCAGAAAGUAUUUUGUUCCGUAACGACUGGCUGCAACGACUAAAGCACUUCAACUUGGCACAUCGUAACAUUGAAGAAACAGGAAACAAAACCAACGAAACUCUUCGAAGGACCAUUAAAGUUGAACACAGUGUUUCUCCGCGACAAAAGAAUAGAGUUGAAUUAAAACCAGUGAAAUCUUGUCUUCGGACGACGGAACAGCUAAGCGGUCAGAGCAAGGAAUCGACACCAUGUCAAAUUUGCAGACGUGUCACAUUUUCGACAUACGCAUUGAUUCUUCAUGCCGCGGGGCAGAACUCUGUUACUGAGCUGAAAGAUCUCUUGGAUAGAAAGCCCUUGCACAUUAAUAAACCAAGUUCCUCUGGCGAAACUGCCCUUCACAAAGCCGCGGCGAAGGGGAGUUUAGACUGUGUUAAACUACUUGUUCAGCGAGGAGCAAAUGUUAACAAGGUUGACAAAGAAGGUAGAACUCCUCUCCUAAUCGCUUGGGAGAAGGGACAUUUUGACUGUCACAGAUAUAUGCUAGAAUCUCUUAAAAUUUACGACAAUGAUUCGCCAUGCUAGCUUUCCGAUGAGUCUUAAAAUAUUUGUAAAUAAAAGUGAUUUUAAAUAUAUUUCCGCUCUUGGAAAUUGAAUAAUGAGCUUUUUUGUGAUGCUCUACAUCGGUGUAUUUACGUUCACUAUCUGAAAAACUUAUAUUUUCACAGACACUGUAAAUAAGAAUAAUAUUUUCUGACCCUAAUUUUGCAAGAGUUUAGAAUCGUAAAGACUUAAACAAAUGUAAAUAGAAUGACAUGAACUAGAAGUAAUUUAGAAUAUUUUCUUUAGCUUAUGCGCGCGCGCUUACAGCUUUGUUGCUAUGAUGGGCCAUAUUCUUGCCAUGUCUAGAAACUUUAUUGGAAAGAGUAAAAAUAAACACGUUUUUUUAAGAGA
Pocillopora damicornis (cauliflower coral) is the source of this 1603-nucleotide messenger RNA. RefSeq lists its product as uncharacterized. NCBI's taxonomy places the organism in Eukaryota, Metazoa, Cnidaria, Anthozoa, Scleractinia, Pocilloporidae. Gene Ontology annotation, molecular function: protein binding. The record is from RefSeq and is a predicted model, not a curated record.